AUGAUGUUACCAACCGUACUUGUACUUGCUAGUGAUCCGGUAGCUAAUGUACGAUUUAAUGUAGCUAAGACAUUUCAACGCAUUCAUCCAAUACUUGAUGCAGAUGCAUUGGCUAUGCAUGUUAAACCUUGUUUAGAAAAAUUAACUCAAGAUGUUGAUCAUGAUGUUCAAUAUUUUGCAAGUGAAGCUUAUGAAAAACUACGAACUAUUCAUCAUAGUUAUCGUCAAAAGGAAGAUAUCGAUGAAUUGUAUCUUGUUCAAGAAAAAUACAACGAACAAUUAAAAUCGUUAUAUGAAACAUCAAAUAAAGCAAAAGCUGAAAUUGAAUCACGUACGGAUAAAACAUAA
Molecule: messenger RNA, 348 nt
Organism: Rotaria socialis
Lineage: Eukaryota; Metazoa; Rotifera; Eurotatoria; Philodinida; Philodinidae
Source: the annotation of a GenBank genome assembly